Anopheles nili is the source of this 2705-nucleotide messenger RNA. RefSeq lists its product as uncharacterized. The transcript has 5 exons. Bases 1 to 1782 code for a protein of 593 amino acids. Gene Ontology annotation, cellular component: membrane. Gene Ontology annotation, molecular function: hexosyltransferase activity. The record is from RefSeq and is a predicted model, not a curated record. NCBI's taxonomy places the organism in Eukaryota, Metazoa, Arthropoda, Insecta, Diptera, Culicidae.
AUGUACUCGCAAAGCAUUGUCCAAGUGGAUUGGAACGAACGGCUCGGCAGCAUUGCGGACAUCGGUAGCACCGGCAACGGCAACGUCGAUGUCUAUCGCCGUUUUCAAGACAUGGACGGUGGCAGUAACAGUUCUGCUAGCAAUGAUACCGAAUACACCACAUUGUUGGAUGAAUCGUGCCGGAAGAACGAACGGCUGUACGAUAUCACACCGACGGAGCGAGGAGAGCGACACAACCGCGGAUCAACGAAGAACAAAAUAUUUCUGUCCAUCAUUGCAUUCUGCGUGCUUUUCACGCUGCUGAUGGGGAAUUUUCCCUACGGCAACGAACAUGGCCGUGUUGGUACUAUCGCCGGUUGGGGCUUAAACACGUCCAGGCAAACCAUCGACUACGUGUUCCCGUACGAAAACACGACACUGAUCGAUCCAACGAACGUGUGCUUCAGCGAAGAACGCGCCGGUCUGACGGAAGGCAGCGAAAAGGUGUUUCUGCUGAUUGUCGUCUGCUCCUCGGCAGCUAACUUCGAAGCCCGCCAAACGAUACGCCAAACCUGGGGAGACGUACGGGAGUUCAACUACGAUCAGUUCCCGCGGUUGCACGCUCGAUUGUCCGGCGAAUAUCUCGACCCGAAGGAUGACACUGUACGCAGGCUUAAGGACUACAUAUGGUCGCCUGUCGCGGACGACGAGGCCACCGAGAGGAAUGAUGCACAAACGAGGACGAAUUCUAGCCAGAGCGUUAGAAACGACAGUACAACUGCGCGUAGCAGUUUUAACGUGAAGAUCGUCUUUCUGGUUGGACAAUCACAGUCGGACUACGUGCAUCAGCAGCAACGUGCGGCAUUCCCGCCCGAGGAUACCAUCGUGAGCGUUCCAAGUGCUCCCAAUGGCCUAAGUUCGGGGGCGUCACCGACGAUUGGUGCACCGGCGCCAGAUCAGCCCACCACAAAGACGUUCCGGUCUUCACUGUUCCCCAAUGGUGGGGACGUCGAUCCGGCGUUUAACAUCGGAGUUGGAGCCGACACGGUGGACGACGAGCUGCAGCUGCGAAUCGUGAACGAGAGCGAAGUGUUCGGUGAUAUCAUACAGGAGAGCUUUAUCGAUAGUUAUAACAAUCUGACGUUGAAAACGGUUAUGAUGCUGAAGUGGGUUACCAACAACUGUGAUGGUAAAGUAAAAUUUAUCAUGAAAUGUGAUGAUGACACGUUCGUCAACGUGCCGAAUUUGUUGCACGUGCUGCUUGGCGGAACGGUCCCGCUGUACAAGGCGGCCCUCUCGUUUUACGACAGCAAUACGGUGGCGGUCAAGUCGUCCAAGAAUCGUCUCGUCGCGGGCAAACACCUGCUCACGGGUUUCUUGUUCUGCGAGGCGAAGCCCAUUGUAGACACCAGCAGCAAAUGGUACUCCCCGACGUACAUGUAUAACAAAAAUGUGUACCCGAACUAUCUCUCCGGGACGGCUUAUCUCAUGAACUUCGAGGUGGCCAAGGCACUGUAUCGGGCGAGCCUCACGACGCCAAUUUUCCACCUGGAGGACGUGUACCUGACGGGCAUUGUGGCGGACCGUGCCAAAAUCCGGCGACGUCAUCAUCCUCUAUUUUUUUACUCCUACACCAAAGACCUUUGCGCCCUGCGGGGCAUGAUCUCCCAGCAUCAGCUGCAACCGAGCGAAAUCCGCACCGCGUUCGAUUACGUCACCAACAGCUCCGUGUUGUGCAACGGACCGGAGAAGAAUUUCACCGACGGCAAGCUCAAGCUUCAACAGCGUAAAAAGUGUCAAUGAUGUCGCAAAAAAGCCGCUGUUCCAUCCGGACGACGGCCCCGCCAAUAUCGCCAGUUCAUAUCGAUCUGGUGAAGGUAUUGAGACAGAGCGGAAUGUAAACACUCCACCUUAAGCCACGGUAGAGUGGUUUGUGUUUUCUUUGCCGCAGAAAUGCAUCCUUUUGCAUACUCCACCGAUUUGUGAGUGCUGCAGGACUGUAGACACAAUGACACAAGAGAGCAGAUAUUCGCCGGUCCCGUUUGCACGCUAGGAGUUCACAGCUCGAAACGCACAGCCAUUUCAAUAUAUACUCCUAGAAUCUCAUGUAGAUAAUGUAGACCAGCAAUAUGCACUUGUCGUCCUAUGCGGAGCGGUUCCUGGUCGAUAGUAAUGCAACGUGUUUGCUAUGUAAGGCGAAAGUACGACGUAAGGGCUAGAAGGAUAUAUUAUUUACAAGCAACAUUAAGUCUGCUGAUGCGCUUCCUCUCAUCGAAUCGAUUAUAUGCAAAUUAGUAACGAAUGAAAUUAGCUAAGCUUCGCCUUCAACAACAAAAAACGUCCUUACUAAAUUUUUAACAACUUAUUGUACUUUGUAGAGGGUUAUCUAAUUCACGCGUGUGUGAGAGAUAGGGAUAGAGAAAGAGAGAGAAAAGGAAUGGAAAAAAGUGUGGACGAGGACAAGAAGAAAGACAAUGUAAGUGAUGAGCAUCCAGCUCGUAGAAUCUCUUAGGUUAGAUACUAUUGGCGAAGCUUCAGAAGCAUCGCGUGUUCAAAGCGGCGCGUUAUGCCAUUCAAAUUACGGUAUGAAGCCGAUCUUCAUUACAAAUCAUAUCCUCUCAGAACAGCUCUUUCUAGCCUGUCCUUUUGACGUUUGCGUUGGUGUAUGUUUGAGCAUACCUUUGGCGUUGACGAUGUAACAUGUAGCCAUGCACGUAGUGAUGCUA